This is a messenger RNA of Phyllostomus discolor (pale spear-nosed bat), 1381 nucleotides long. It is a transcript of the gene SPP1, whose product is annotated as secreted phosphoprotein 1. Bases 159 to 1094 code for a protein of 311 amino acids. The transcript is spliced from 7 exons. Lineage: Eukaryota; Metazoa; Chordata; Mammalia; Chiroptera; Phyllostomidae. Gene Ontology annotation, molecular function: extracellular matrix binding. The record is from RefSeq and is a predicted model, not a curated record. Gene Ontology annotation, biological process: positive regulation of bone resorption; cell adhesion; osteoblast differentiation.
GGUGGGGGGGUGUCUGCAGCAGCAUUUAAAUUCUGGGAGGUCUGGCUGUCAGCAGCAAGAAGAGGAGACAGGACUGCAGCACCGUUUGGGACUGGACUCUCUUCUCAGGGCAGUGGCAGUCUUCUCAGCCAACCGCAGACAGAGGAAAAAUCAUUACCAUGAGAAUUGCAGUGAUUUGCUUCUGCCUCUUAGGCAUUGCCUACGCCCUUCCAGUUAAACAUGCAGAUUCUGGCAGCUCUGAGGAAAAGCAGCUUUACAAAUAUCCAGAUGCUAUAGCCACUUGGCUAAAGCCUGACCCAUCUCAGAAGCAGAAUCUCCUAGAGCCACAGAAUACUGUCUCCUCUGAAGAAACUAAUGACUUCAAACAAGAGACCCUCCCAAGUAAGUCCAAUGAAAGCCAUGACCACACAGAUGAUGUGGAUGAUGAUGAUGAAGACCAUGUGGAUAGCCAGGACUCAAUCGACUCAGAUGACUCAGAAGACGCUGACCAUACUGAUGACUCUGACAAUUCUGAUGAGUCUCACCACUCUGAUGAAUCUGAUGAACUGGUCACUGAUUUUCCCACUGACUUUCCCAGAACCCCUGUUGUCACUCCAGCUCUGCCCACAAGAGACACAUAUGAUGGACGAGGUGAUAGUGUGGCUUAUGGACUGAGGUCAAAAUCUAAGUUCCAAAGAUCUUUAGUCCAGUACCCUGAUGCUACAGAGGAGGACCUUACGUCACAUAUGGAAAGUGAUGACAUCGAUGAUGCACACAAAGCCAUCCUUGUUGCCCAGGGCCUGCAGGUGGCUUCUGAUUGGGACAGCCAUGGGAAGGACAGCCAGGAAUCAAGCUUGCUGGGUGACCACAGUGUGGAAGCUGAUAGCCGCAAGUAUUCCAAAGAAUAUAAGCUGACAGUGACUGCUGAGAACAAUGAGCAUUCUGACGUGAGAGAUAGUCAGGAAAAUUCCAAAGCCAGCCAUGAAUUUCACAGCCAAGAGCUUCAGAGCCAUGAAGACAAGCUAGCCUUAGACCCUAAGAGUGAGGAGCAAGAUAAACACCUAAAAUUUCGCAUUUCUCAUGAAAUAGAAAGUGCAUCAUCUGAAGUCAAUUAAAAAAAUACAAUUUCUUGCUUUUAGUUAAAAAGAAACAAAACACAUUAUUGCAGGAUGGGAAAGAAUAUGAAAUGCUUAUUUUUCAGCUUAGUUGGUGAAUGGAUAUAUAUGUGGAUCUGAAAAUAGAUAAUGUUUUUGACCAAUAGUUAAUGUGUGGCUUCAUAAUAACUUUGUAAACUAAAAGCUUAAGGGUUAAAUAUAUGUUCUUUCCACAUAAGAAAUGCAAACUAACACUGUAUUUUAAUGUUUGCUAUUUUUUCAUGAAUAAAAACUUAUGUAGAAGCAAA